AUGGAAUAUGCAAUUAUUUCACGAAACCCAGACUUUAUUAUGCAUUUAGUAAAUGAAUACCACAUUGAAAUUCAUUUAGAAUCUUGUAUCGGACAUGAAAAUGUUCAAGCAUACUGCAUGUAUUAUAAUGAAACAAAAAAUCUCAAUGCAUGUUUUCCGUAUUCAACAUGUUUCCAUUAUUUACCUCUUUGUCAAUAUUUCUUAUUAAAACAUCCAAACAUCAAUCAACAUGCAAUUGGAUUCAAAGGAAAUACUGCUCUCCAUUUUGCAGCAUGGGGAGAUUUUAUUGAUAUUGUUCAACUUCUUCUUUCGCAUGGUGCAAAUAUCAAUGAAAAAAAUGAAAAUGGGUGGACAGCUCUUCACUAUACAGCAAAUUAUAAUGCUUUAAAUGCCACGCGCCUACUUGUCAAAAGUGGUGCAGAUAUACAUAUAAAGGAUAAUAAUGGUUGCACUCCACUUCAUUUCGCAGCAGUAAAUAAUUGUAUUGAAACUGCAGCACUUCUUAUUUCGCACAUCAAAAAUGUUGAUAAAGAUAAAACUAAUUUGGGAAGAACUGCUCUUCAUUAUGCAGCCAUUGGAAACAGUAAAGAAACAGCAGAACUACUAAUUUCAGCAGGAGCUGAUAUUAAAGCAAAAGAUAAAAAUGAAGAAACCGUUCUUCAUGCUGCUGCACGGAAUAAUAGUAAAGAAAUAGCAGAGUUUAUCAUUAAUUAUCAUGUCGAUAUCGAAGCAAAAGACGCAAAUGGAAGAAGUCCACUUCACUGUGCUGCAUAUUUUAAUUGCAAAGAUACUGUUGAAUUGUUUAUUUCAAAACACGCCAAUAUCGAAGCAAAAGAUGAAAUUGGAAGUACUCCACUUCACUAUGCUGCAAUUCGAAAUUGUAAAGAAUCAGCAGAAAUCCUUAUUUCAAAUAAUGUCAAUAUCAAUGCAAAAGAUAACUUUGGACAAACUCCUCUUCAUGAAGCAGCAAAAAAUAAUAGUAAAGAAACAGCAGAAAUCCUUAUUUCAAAUAAUGUCAAUAUCAAUGCAAAAAAUAACUUUGGACAAACAGCACUUCAUUUGGCUGUACAAAAUGAAAAAUAUGAAGUUUCAGAAUUGCUUAUAUUAAAUAAUGCAGAUGUCAAUGCGAAAGAUAGUUCUGGUCUAACAGCUAUUCAAUAUGCAAUCAAAAAAUUUGAAAGAAAUAGCAAUACUUCUUAUUAA
Messenger RNA from Trichomonas vaginalis G3, 1203 nucleotides. Its product is annotated as cyclin-dependent kinase inhibitor 2C-related family. The record is from RefSeq and is a predicted model, not a curated record. The transcript has a single exon. Gene Ontology annotation, molecular function: protein binding. Bases 1 to 1203 code for a protein of 400 amino acids. Lineage: Eukaryota; Parabasalia; Trichomonadida; Trichomonadidae.